Messenger RNA from Zophobas morio, 1222 nucleotides. Its product is annotated as RNA polymerase-associated protein LEO1-like. The transcript is spliced from 10 exons. Gene Ontology annotation, molecular function: RNA polymerase II C-terminal domain phosphoserine binding. Gene Ontology annotation, biological process: positive regulation of transcription elongation by RNA polymerase II; transcription elongation by RNA polymerase II. Lineage: Eukaryota; Metazoa; Arthropoda; Insecta; Coleoptera; Tenebrionidae. Gene Ontology annotation, cellular component: nucleus; Cdc73/Paf1 complex. The record is from RefSeq and is a predicted model, not a curated record. The coding region runs from base 21 to 1220 and encodes 399 amino acids.
GGUCGCCCGAUUUCCGGGGAAUGGUGCUUUCUCUUGAAAGAGAUCAUGACUUUUCGUGUGAAAAUUUAUUUGGGCAACAUCCUGGAAACGAUCCGGUAAUUGACCCUUCUUCUAUGCCCUCCCAAAGGGAAGAUCAGAUUGCGGACUCUCCACAACUUAUUACAGACUGCGUUAAAAGUCCUACGGACAACUUGGAAGAUAUAAACAGCGAUGAUUUGGGCUUGGAUGUCAGUGGAAAUGAGUCUGAAGAAGUUAAUGAUGAAAUUGAAAGUAAUGAAACGUUGAAUAGAUUAAGAGCUGCUAUAGGAGAAGAUGACAAUGAAACUUUAGAUAAUUACGAUAAUGACUUGGAACAGAUUAAGUCGGGCGUAAAGAAAAGACGUGUUAUUCACAAGGAAGUCUCGUUAAGUCUACCAACCUUUUCGAAAUGUAUUAGCGAAUUUGAGACACCGCCUUUGCUUAUUAAAGUUCCCAAGUUUAUAAGUUUUGAACCGAAGCCGUUUGACGAAAGUUCCUAUGAGGCUCUGCCCCCGAGUGCGUUGGAGGAAAUUAACUUCGAAGGCAUUGUUCGCUGGAGAAGAAGUGGCGACUCUGUCGAAUCUAACUCGAGGCUGGUGAAAUGGUCUGAUGGCAGUUACUCCAUAGCCGUAGGCUCCGAAUAUUAUGACCUCCUUGAGAGGAAAGUGGAAGAAGACUUGGAGCACGUGUUCGUGUGUGGUUCUGACAAUAUGCAGUGCGUCUGCAUACUCGAGAAAAAGUUUGCUCUCCGUCCUGUUAGAAUGGAGUCUCUUACCAGAAAGAAGCUUCUCCAGACGCUUUCCAAGCAAAGUAGCAAGAGGAAGUGUGUAGGUGACAUCCCCGUGUAUGUUGACUUGGAAGCGGAGCAAAGGAAGCAGAGACUACGGGAGGAGGAGAGAGUUCGGAAUAGAAGAAAACUCGCUGAAAGACAGCGAAGAGUGCGUAUGAAGGAUCGAGAAUUGGACUCUUCUUUUCUUGAGAGAGGCUACGGGGACAGCAGCGACGACGGAGACUUCAGAUUCGGCUCGGGCAGUCGAGCGUCUGCCAACGACAGCGAAGACGAAGAUCGGCUUAACAACGUCAAGCGGGGUAAACGUGGUGGGAGCACGCGGUCAGAAGGGAAAGAGGCGUCGAGCUCGGACUCGGAGCUGGAGCUCGACCUCUUUGAUGGAAAAGCAGAUUUACACAGUGAAAAUACUUGAGU